Molecule: messenger RNA, 2607 nt
Organism: Nothobranchius furzeri (turquoise killifish)
Lineage: Eukaryota; Metazoa; Chordata; Actinopteri; Cyprinodontiformes; Nothobranchiidae
Gene: prorsd1
Product: prolyl-tRNA synthetase domain containing 1
Molecular function (GO): aminoacyl-tRNA deacylase activity
Source: RefSeq, a predicted model, not a curated record
AUUUAUUCUACUUAGACACCUCAAAGAAGAGGAAGUACAGCAGCUGUUUGUCCCUUCUCGUUGAGUCCGCGGCUCUUUCCUGUCCCGUUUGGUCUUUUUAAAUCUUUAUUAACGGGAACAAUCAUCGUUCGUCAUGUCGGAGGAUCUGCGCGCUGACCUGGAGAAAUACCUGCAGAGUCUAAACAUCCGGACGAGCUGCGUGGAUCAUCCUCCGGUGUUCACAGUGGAGGAGAUGAUGCCGCACCUGCAGGAUGUGAGUGGCGCCGUCACUAAGAACCUCUUUCUGAAGGACAAGAAGAAGAAAGGUCUGUGGCUGGUGUCAGCUCGCCACGACCGCCAGGUGAACCUGAACGACCUUGCCAAAAAGCUUGGGGUUGGGAGUGGAAACCUGCGGUUUGCUGAUGAGGCGAUAAUGCUGGACAAGCUGAAGGUGGGUCAGGGAUGUGCGACGGCUCUCGCUCUGCUCUUUGAUAAGGACCACAGUGUGAAGUUUGUCCUGGAUCGGGACCUGGUAGAAGGAGGUCACCAGAUGGUCUACUUCCACCCAAUGACCAACGCUGCCACCAUGGGGCUUCGACCAGAUGACCUGCUACACUUCCUCAAAGAGACGGGACAUGAACCGGUCCUGGAGAGCUUUGAGUGAGACGGACUUGGGUCUAAUCUGGAAAUAAGUGUCCUUCAGGUUCUUCUCUGAGCAUGACUUGAGAUACAGCUUUGAACUACAGUGGGGCAAAAAAGUAUUUAGUCACCCACCGAUUGUGCAAGUUCUCCCACUUAAAAUGAUGACAGAGGUCAGUAAUUUUCAUCAUAGGUACACUUCAACUGUGAGAGACAGAAUGUGAAAAAAAAUCCAUGAAUUCACAUGGCAGGAUUUUUAAAGAAUUUAUUUGUAAAUCAGGGUGGAAAAUAAGUAUUUGGUUAAUAACAAAAAUUCAAUUCAAUACUUUGUAACAUAAGCUUUGUUGGCAAUAACAGAGGUCAAACGAUUACUAUAGGUCUUUACCAGGUUUGCACACACAGUAGCUGGUAUUUUGGCCCAUUCCUCCAUGCAGAUCUUCUCGAGAGCAGUGAUGUUUUGGGGCUGUCGCCGAGCAACACGGACUCUCAACUCCCUCCACAGAUUUUCUAUUAGGUUGAGGUCUGGAGACUGGCUAGGCCACUCCAGGACUUUCAAAUGCUUCUUACGGAGCCACUCCUUUGUUGUCCGGGCGGUGUGUUUGGGAUCAUUGUCGUCUUGGAAGACCCAGCCACGUUUCAUCUUCAAAGCUCUCACUGAUGGAAGGAGGUUUUGGCUCAGAAUCUCACGAUACAUGGCCCCAUUCAUUCUGUCCUUAACACGGAUCAGUCGUCCUGUCCCCUUAGCAGAAAAACAGCCCCAAAGCAUGAUGUUCCCACCCCCAUGCUUCACAGUAGGUAUGGUGUUCUUGGGAUGCAACUCAGUAUUCUUCUUCCUCCAAACACGACGAGUUGAGUUUAUACCAAAAAGUUCUACUUUGGUUUCAUCUGACCACAUGACAUUCUCCCAGUCCUCUGCUGUAUCAUCCAUGUGCUCUCUGGCAAACUUCAGACGGGCCUGGACAUGCACUGGCUUCAGCAGCGGAACACGUCUGGCACUGCAGGAUUUGAUUCCCUGCCGUUGUAGUGUGUUACUGAUGGUGACCUUUGUUACUGUGGUCCCAGCUCUCUGCAGGUCAUUCACCAGGUCCCCCCAUGUGGUUCUGGGAUUCUUGCUCACCGUUCUCAUGAUCAUUUUGACCCCACGGGAUGAGAUCUUGCGUGGAGUCCCAGAUCGAGGGAGAUUAUCAGUGGUCUUGUAUGUCUUCCAUUUUCUGAUAAUUGCUCCCAUAGUUGAUUUUUUCACAAAAAGCUGCUUGCCUAUUGUAGAUUCACUCUUCCCAGUCUGGUGCAGGUCUACAAUUCUUUUCCUGGUGUCCUUCGAAAGCUCUUUGGUCUUGGCCAUAGUGGAGUUUGGAGUCUGACUGUUUGAGGCUGUGGACAGGUGUCUUUUAUACAGAUAAUGAGUUCAAACAGGUGCCAUUAAUACAGCUAAAGAGUGGAGGACAGAAAAGCUUCUUAAAGAAGAUGUUAGAGGUCUGUGAGAGCCAGAGAUUUUCCUUAUUUGAAGUGACCAAAUACUUAUUUUCCUCCCUGAUUUACAAAUAAAUUCUUUAAAAAUCCUGCCAUGUGAAUUCAUGGAUUUUUUUUUUCAAAUUCUGUCUCUCACAGUUGAAGUGUACCUAUGAUGUAAAUUACUGACCUCUGUCAUCAUUUUAAGUGGGAGAACUUGCACAAUCGGUGGCUGACUAAAUACUUUUUUGCCCCACUGUAAGUAAAAUAAACUUUUCUCACAUGGCAUAAAGAUCCCUGAAAUCACUUCAUAGAUGUUCCAAAACCACCAAGAUGUUGGAGGAACUUUGUGGAGGCUGCUGAAGUGACUGGGUUUUCUAAUUUUUUACAAAAGUAAGCCACACAGCCUCAAUUUUUCUGAGGAACUAAUCAAAUGACAAUUAGAUACAAACAUUGAUGUAAAAUCAGUGGGUCAGAAAUGGUCAGAUAUGUUUUAACUUUGUUUACAAACAGUAGUGACAAUAAAAAGCUGCACAUGAA